Messenger RNA from Episyrphus balteatus (marmalade hoverfly), 1153 nucleotides. Its product is annotated as pyridoxal phosphate homeostasis protein. The record is from RefSeq and is a predicted model, not a curated record. The coding region runs from base 116 to 886 and encodes 256 amino acids. The transcript has 5 exons. NCBI's taxonomy places the organism in Eukaryota, Metazoa, Arthropoda, Insecta, Diptera, Syrphidae. Gene Ontology annotation, cellular component: intracellular anatomical structure. Gene Ontology annotation, molecular function: pyridoxal phosphate binding.
ACAUUUCUCGCUGACAAAAAUUAUUUUAACAAAUUUUGUUUUCCGACCGAUUUGCAAGAAGUUUUCUUAUUUUUAAAAAUUGUUUAUAAUUUAUUUCUUCUGGGUGAUUGUAUAAAUGAUCAAAAGAAUAAUGACUGACGUUGAUGUUAAAGCUGGAAUAAAUCUAAUUUUGAAAAAAAUCGAUGAAACAUACGCUAAUCGAUCCAAGGAAAUCACCUCACCAAAACCUCUUCUAGUUGCUGUGAGUAAAACAAAACCAUCACAAAUGAUAAUCGAAGCAUAUUCAACUGGUCAAAGGCAUUUCGGUGAAAACUAUGUUCAAGAAUUGAUCGAAAAAGGAGCAGACACAGAAAUUCAAUCUCAGUGUCCAGAUAUUCGUUGGCAUUUUAUUGGUCAUUUGCAGAAAAAUAAAAUAAAUAAAAUUGUAAAUACACCAAACUUGUAUAUGAUUGAGACAGUAGACAGCCAGAAAAUUGCAGAUUCAUUAAACUCCGCCUUGGAAAGAAUUCAAAGAGAUGACAAACAACCUUUGCGAGUGUUGGUCCAAAUCAAUACGAGUGGAGAAGAAGAAAAAAAUGGUGUUCCUCCUACAGAAGCGGUCGGUCUCUACAAACACAUAUCGGAAAAUCUGAAGAAUCUCAAAGUAGAUGGUCUAAUGACUAUUGGUCGAUUUGGUCAUGACUACUCUACCGGACCAAAUCCAGAUUUUAUAGUUAUGAUGGAAUGUCAUCGAAAAGUAUGCGAAGAACUAAAUCUUGAACCAUCGUCUGUUCAAGUUUCUAUGGGAAUGUCUGAUGAUUUCGACAAAGCAAUUGAAAUGGGCAGCACAAUCGUUCGUGUUGGAAGUUCUAUUUUUGGAUACCGCGCGAAGAAGAAUGCCGCAUAAAAAAUCUGUAGAUGAUGUGUAACGAUAGCCCCCGAUAGCUAAAGAAGAGAUGCACAAUAUCUACAAAUAGAAGAAGAUAACAUUUUGUUAUUAGUUUAAAAAUUUUUAUUUUUAAGCAAAACAUUCAGCUUCACUUUUGUUUUGUAGAAAGAUUCCUAUAUUAUUGUUGUAAUUAUUAAAAUAGUUAUAUGAAUGAUUUUUAAAAUAUGAAUGUUAUCGACUGUUAUUGUGGAAUUACAAUAAUUUUAUCUUCCAUGGAUUUUUUAU